This is a messenger RNA of Aaosphaeria arxii CBS 175.79, 2440 nucleotides long. RefSeq lists its product as uncharacterized. Lineage: Eukaryota; Fungi; Ascomycota; Dothideomycetes; Pleosporales. The transcript is spliced from 2 exons. Bases 156 to 2024 code for a protein of 622 amino acids. The record is from RefSeq and is a predicted model, not a curated record.
UCUUGUCUUAUCGUCGUUCCAUCGGUUCACUGCAUCGCACACUACAUCACACAUUUGACUGUAUUCCUCACCAUUUUAAUUGAUCGAAAUCUCUAACAUAAAUUGCGGCUUUGUCCCGUUGAUUCGAGUCCCGAAUCAACACCACUCGCGCAUCGAUGGCGAGUAUAAUCCCCGUCGCCAAUGAGACGACCUCCUCUGGCUCUCGCCUCACCAAGGAAGGUAAACGCAUCACGUAUGCAUUGCAGGUUAUCCAACAGCCCGAGCGUGCUCGCGCCUGUGGUUCUGGUGCCAAAUCCUCUGCAGAUAGGCGUCCUGUAGAUCCCCCACCGAUUGUCGAGUUGCGCGUCUACGAAGGUGAGGGCAACAACAAGCAGGAGAUAACCUUUGCAUACAAUGCAAACUUCUUCCUGUUCGCCACCCUCGAGAAUGCUCGCGCAAUCGCCCCGGGCCGUGGUCCCCCUACUGCCCCGAGUUUCCCUGUCCUUACCGGAACUCCCGUGGCCGGAAUGGCCUACCUGGAUCGACCCAGUCCAGCCGGCUACUUCAUCUUUCCGGAUCUCUCCGUCCGCCACGAGGGCAAGUACCGCCUGAGCUUCGCUCUCUAUGAGGAGUUGAAGGAUCCCAAGGAUAUGGACCCUGAGGACCGCACCCAGGCUCACUCUCAGGCCCAUACCCAGAAUGGCUUGGACGCCCACGUUUCCCAUCGUCUCGAGGUCAAGUCCUCCCCCUUUGUCGUCUUCUCGGCGAAGAAAUUCCCUGGCCUGUCCGAGAGCACCGCUCUGAGCCGCAUGGUCGCCGAGCAGGGAUGCCGCGUCCGUAUCAGGCGCGAUGUGCGCAUGAGGCGCCGCGAGAACAAGUCCUCCAAGGAUUGGGACGAGUACGAUGAGGAAGCUGCUUACGAGCAGGCCAGACGCACCGCAACUCCCGACGCAUACGGUCAGCAGCAACAGGGCCUCCCCACUCCCAACGCGCUCGAUGGCAGUGAUCGCCCUCGUUCUGUUUCCAACGCCAGCAAUGCAUCCUUCGCCCCUCCUCGCCGACCCAGCAUGGAAGAGAUGGCUUCCGCCUAUCAGUCGAACAACGGUUACCAGCAGCAACCCAUGGCCCCGCCUCCCAGCACCAGCUAUUCACAGAUGAACCAAUACGGCUCCAGCCAGAACCAGUACCAGAGCCAAUAUGUACCUCCUCAGCCCGCGGCCCCUGUCAUGCAACCACCUCAGACUCCAUACUCUCACCAGUCCCAGCAGGCGGCACACAGCAGCUACCCCAGCCAGUCCGGAAUGCAUUUGAACCAAUCCUACGGAUACAUGUCCAACCAGAGCUAUCAGCAGCCACACUACGAGCAGCCUGCCCCUGUUCGCCAGGAGCCUCCCGUUGAGUAUGCUCAGCCUGCAAGUGAAUACCGUCGACCGUCCGUCCCUCAGACUCCACAGCAAUAUCCAGGUCCGAGCCAGAUGGUCCCGCCCUACAGUCCCAUGGAGCAGUACAACCGGUCUCAGCAGAUGAAUCAGUCCAUCACACCGCUUCAACCGCUUCAACCGCUCCAGUCGUCGAAUCCGCCAUCAUCAUCUUCUUCCGGUACAAUCCAUAUGUCUAACGGUCAUGCUUUGGCACCACUGAAAACGCUGCAUCCGCCCGCCUCGAUGGACAGACUUGAACCUGUUUCUCCAUCGUAUCAGUCACCGCCCCACUCGUUGUCAGCUCCCAUGUCCGCCACUUCAGAUGCUCCGCAGCCUCAUGUGUAUCCCGAAAGCUCUCGUCCGUCCUUGUCUAAGUAUCCGCCCCAAGGCCCACCGCCGUCUAGCGUCGGUCAGAAGCGAAGCUUCUCGAGUACCUUUGACACGAAGCACAUGACAGACCGUUUGCAACAGGGUGCUCGACCUAAUCCAACCGCGCCUCAGUAUGGUUACAACGACGGCUACGACGAACCGGACAUGGAGGAGCCAAUGGAUCGAGCCUCCAUGAGCUACCGCCGCGCAGAUGGAACUUCACGAUCGCGUCGGGUUCCUGAGCUUGCCAUCUAGGCUCGUCACAGUUGUGAUCUCUUCACGGCGGCACUCUGUUCUGGUGUCUAAAAGAUCUUGGCGUUCCGGUUAUGACUGAUCAGGAGUGCCUACCUUUCUCGCGAUAUCCCCUUGUACCACAGAGAAGAACGUAUGAAUGAAACCAUCAGCGAUCUUUGUUUUGGUAUAACCUUGCUUUCUCACAAUUUUUUUUUGUCACCAUUUGCUUUGUCGGAUCUCCCUUGAUUGGGGGAACGUAUAGCACCACACAAUCAGAAUUUUCCUUGACGUUAAACGAACCAAGACGCAAUCUUUGUCACUUGCUAACUCGAAGCAACAUACCUAAUUUCCUUAACCACUUGCCUCACGUUCUAUUUCCUAUUUUGCCCUACUCAUUGUAGUUGUAAGCUUUGACGGUGAAAGAAGAUGACCAGAAA